Messenger RNA from Striga hermonthica, 2124 nucleotides. The record is from the annotation of a GenBank genome assembly. Lineage: Eukaryota; Viridiplantae; Streptophyta; Magnoliopsida; Lamiales; Orobanchaceae.
AUGGCAGGUCCAAACCCUGAUUCUCACUCGAAGAGGAACAAGAAAAUGUCGAAGUUUUACGGGUUUCACAGCUUCGCGGAGGCAGGAGUCCCAGUCUCUCUCGACGGCGCGUUUCGGGACAACGUCCGGCAGUUUCUGCUACAGUGCGCCGAGCCGGAGGACUACAGCGUGGACGGCAUGCCCGUUUGGUGCACGUUUCUGGUGUACGAGAGCAAAGGAACCGUUCUUCCCCUUUACACAGUUGAAGAAAAUGUGAAGCAUUCUGAUAAACCCUUUUGCGAGUACUGCCGUAGCUCGGGAUGGAGCCAUCAUUUUGUGUCGAGUAGGAAGUAUCGCUUGAUAAUCCCAGGGAAUGAAGACUGGAAUAAUCCACUCGAUGAGGGUGCUUUUGAUCAACAGACGCAUCUCUUGCAUGGUUUGAUUCACUGCAAUGGCUCUGGGCAUCUGAUCUGCAUCAAUGGAGUUGAGGGGGGUUCCAAGUACAUUUGUGGAGGAGAAAUCAUGGACCUGUGGGACCGUAUCUGCACGACUCUUCAAGUGAGGCAAAUUUCAGUGGAAGAUUUGUCUAGAAAGCAUAAUAUGGACCUCCGCUUGCUACACGGAGUUGCUUACGGGCACUCUUGGUUUGGGAAAUGGGGCUACAGAUUCUCCCGUGGCAGCUUUGGGGUGAAGGAGCAUAAUUACGAAUCGGCUAUGGAUGUUUUUAGUUCCCUUGGCCUCGAACAAGUCAUGGAUGAUUUCAGUUUCACUAGUGAAAGCACACCCAUCAAACAAAUGAUCCAUCACUACAGAGGCAUGAGCGAAACUAAUCUGGUCACUAUCCGGGACUUAUUCCGAUUUAUGCUGACCCUGAAAACCAAACCUCCUGCCAGAAGGUGCUCGGUGACUCCCUUCAUGAAACCAGCAAGGCCUGAGGAGAAGGAAACAUCAUUACCCACCUCCUUCAAGCAAUGCUCGUUGAAAACUUCCUCCAGGCUCGCUGUCAGGCCCGACCCGCCCGGCAAAGAGAAAAAAACUGCAAAGUGCAGGAAGUUUUCUAAUCUUGCUGCCAAUAUGGACUCCCGGUGGCCCGUCAGGAGGCUCCAGCAUGUAGCAGAAGUCAUAGUUGAGGCCUUGAGAGAAAAACGGGCCAAGAAUAGGGCUGGUAGCUGUGGUAUGACCAGACAGGAGGCACGGGAUGCAGCCCGCGUGGAAAUUGGCGAUACGGGCUUAAUCGACCACGUGCUGAAGGCGAUGAACAACGUUAUUGUCGGGAAUUACGUUGUCUGCCGGGCAGUGAACAAAAGCACUAAGAUCCUCGAGUACACCAUUCACGAUCAUCACAAGGAUGAGAAAAAUAUUUCCACCAUAAAGACUCCAAACCCGGUUCAGGCAAUCAUGUUAACUCCCGGAAGAAGCGUAAUCGAUGACCUCAAGUUUUUGUACAACAGCGUGCUCCUUGGCUACCCGGAUCCCGGGCCUGCAAAAUUUGCGGCCCAAAUGAUUCUCUACAGCAAGCACUUUGUCAAGGAGUGGCCUUUCAGGGAUGAGGAUGACCACACGCUGAGAUUCAUCUGCAGGCUAACAACGAGCUCGUUCGAUCUAAUGGACGACAUUUCGCGUGACUACCCGCCACGUGAGCUCGUGAUCGUCCCACUCCACGCGACGCUUGGCGAACUCAAAAUAGCCGUGCAGAAUGCGAUGCGAGACACAUACUAUGUUACAGAGGGAUUAGUAGUGACAGAGAUCCUGGAGACUGAAGGGGUGGAGGACGAGGAGGUACUAUUUGGGCUGGUCGAAUCGGGCCGGGAGAUAUGGGCGAGGGGAUACGGGCUCGACAUGGGGGAAGGUGGGCCGAAGUACGAGGGCGGGUCUGAGAGCUGGACGGUGAAGUGCAGGUGCGGGGCUCGGGACGAUGAUGGGGAGAGGAUGGUAUCGUGCGAUAUUUGUGAGGCGUGGCAGCACACUCUGUGCAGUGGUAUUGAGGACUCGGAGGCUGUGCCCAGGCUGUUUGUGUGUGACUCGUGCUGUAGUACGCUUGCGCCCGAGCGGGUAGGCUGUGGUUUCAUGAAUGAGUAUGAUUCGUACGAGAAUCCGAUGACAAUGAUGAUGAUGCCUGAGGUUGACAUGCGGCUGCUAUACUAG